AUGAAACCCUCAAUAGAAACUGCCAAACGGCGAGCGGACCGAAAGAUGAGUGCAAGCAUGAAGGUUCCCUCAGCACAUCGUCCAUCUUCCGAUCGGCUUCCCGAACGGUUCAAGGAUGGAGAUGAUGCUAAGUUGGAUUUCUCAGCGCCCCCAAAAGGCAUGGGAUCUCGAGAUGGAAACAUCCACUACAUGCAAACAUCUCUUUUUUCGAUGAUCGCCGCCGUAGGCUCUCGCUCCGACUUUCAGGCCCGAUUCGACGAUUCCAGCGAGGGUGAAGAUGACACUGUUUCUAAUGAGAAACAAAGAAAGGAUGAUGGAUCGGACCCAGCCCACGAAGCAUCCAUUUUGCAUCAACCUACCAGUGAGAAUAUCGGGUCCCAAUCUCAAUAUCUUCCUGAGGAACGAGGUCGUCGUUACCGAAGAAACAUAGCGGAGAAUAAGUUGGUGCAGAAGUUGGCUGGACGGGUUUCCAAGGACGAUGAGUAUGAGGCCUCUACCCCUAGUGGGUCAACGCUCAUGAUACCACCCAGGAGAGCACGCAGUGUUACUCCACGGGCAGCUCCCAUUCUUACCAGAAUGGUGCGAGCACAGAAUCGGUUUGAUACAGCCUCUGUGCCCGAGAAUCCCCCAUCUCGGCCAGACACACCAAGUGAGGAGCAGCCACAAACUGCAGGGUCUGCACUUGCCUCACGGCUUAUGGAGAUGUUCGGAUUUGAGCGCCCGGAAAAGGUAUUGGUGGAAUACGCCUGUGCAUUGCUACAGAGUAUGCUUCUUCAGGGCUACAUGUAUGUCACUGAGGGGCAUAUUUGCUUCUAUGCCUACUUGCCGCAAAAGUCAAAAGUAGCUAUCAGAUCAGGGUAUUUGUCGAAAAGGGGCCGACAGAAUCCCAAGUAUAACAGGUACUGGUUUGUUCUGAAAGGAGACGUCUUGUCGUACUAUGCCGACCCCUCGAACCUCUACUUCCCCAGUGGCCAUGUGGAUCUUAGAUACGGUAUCUCUGCAUCCCUUGUGGAACCAAAAACCCAAGACGCGGAGGUCAAGGACUUUCAGGUAAGCACUGACCAGCGGACUUACUACUUUCGUGCCGAUAGCGCCACAAACGCAAAAGAGUGGGUCAAGGCACUACAAAAGGUCAUUUUUCGAUCUCACAACGAUGGAGAUAGUGUCAAACUAUCAUUCCCUAUCCAUAGUGUGAUUGAUCUAGAAGAAAGUCCACUGGCCGAAUAUGCAGAAACGCUCAAAAUCCGGGUUUUGGACAGUAACGAGGAUUAUGCGAUUGAUGAAUAUUUCUUUACGUUCUUCAAGGAAGGUCAGGAGGCAUUCAAUUAUCUGAAAAGCCGAGUGAGCUUAUCCCCUGCAAGGAAUUUGUCUGAAAACUCGCGAGAUGCGAACCUUGAACUCGAUGCAACCGUCGCAGAUUUGAGGAAGCUCUCGCCUCCUGUCAAUCAAGACCAAGGGUCACGAACACGGAGUGAGAGUAUUAGCAACGAUCAACAGGAUUCCGCAGAUUCCUUCGCUCAUUCUGCGGAUCAAGGAACAGAUUCAUCGCAUAUCAUACAAUCAAUCACCGAAACAAACGAGUCGGCGAGUCAGAUCCUGAAUCACAGCGAUGUUUUCCAAUCACCAACUAUGCGGUCUUUACCCAGACGCUCAUCCGAUGUUGGUGAUGCCAGUCGACGCCGCUCUGAUGAUACGGCUCGAUUUAAUGUUGGUCGAUUCGGCUCCACCACCCGCCAAGAUGCCACUGGUUCUCCGGACCCAAGGCUUUAUUCCCAGAAUCAAUCUUCCAACAUUCCCUCAAACGAAUCUGCUAAGCUGGGUACAUAUCCCUUGCAGCGCGCCGCUGGAUUUGCCGAGUUCUUGAAAAGUAGAUCCAAGCAGAUGAGUAGCUUGCUAGCAACGGAAUCCAUGGGCUAUCUUGAAAAAGUAUCCGGCAUGUGGAUCGGAGGACAGAAGCAUUAUGGAGAGGCCGAAGGCGUGAUAUCGGGUGAUCGGGGUCUUGACCCUGAAGGGGAAGAGGAAGGCAGUUCCACCCAUGGUGAUCGAUUCCGAGCUCAUUUUGCGUUGCCGUCAUCGGAAAGGUUGCAAGCAACUUAUUAUGCUUACUUGCACCGAAUGCUUCCGCUGUACGGCAAGAUCUAUAUCAGUGAGAGAAAACUGUGCUUCCGCAGUUUGAUCCCUGGUACCCGGACGAAGAUGAUCUUGCCUCUCCGAGACAUUGAGAACGUUGAAAAGGAGAAUGGUUUCCGAUUCGGUUACCAUGGCCUGGUUGUUAUCAUCCGAGGUCACGAAGAGCUUUUCUUCGAAUUCAAUGCGUCUGACGCUCGCGAUGACUGCGCAGUGACACUCCAUCAACAUCUUGAAUCGGUCAAGUCCUUAAUGGAGUCGGGUCUACUAGCGGAAGAGGAACGCGACGAAGUCGAGGCAGCAAAGGCAGAGCAUCGUAUGCUGGAGGAAGCCCGGCUUGAUAAUCCUGAAGAGCAUGAAUCUCACCCGACUAUUAAUGAAGACUCGUCUGAGAUUCGCCCUUUCUUUGAUGAUCCGCGUGCCUCCAUCAUUAACUUCAAGCCCCCUCAGCCCCUGAGAAUCACCUGUCUGACCAUCGGUUCUCGAGGUGAUGUUCAGCCAUACAUCGCUCUGUGCAAAGGGCUUCUAGCAGAGGGUCACAUCCCGAGAAUUGCUACUCAUAAGGAAUUUGAGCCCUGGAUUCGGAAGCAUGGCAUUGAUUUUGCUCCCAUUGUUGGUGACCCUGCAGAGCUUAUGCAGAUCUGUGUCGAGUAUGGGAUGUUUACAUACUCUUUCCUUAAAGAGGCCCAUCACAAGUUCAGAGGCUGGGUUGACGAGCUCUUAUCAUCUGCGUGGGCUGGUUGCCAAGGAAGUGAUCUUCUGAUCGAGUCCCCCAGUGCGAUGGCUGGGAUACAUAUCGCCGAAGCUCUCCGGAUUCCAUACUUCCGUGGGUUUACCAUGCCAUGGUCGAGAACACGCGCGUACCCGCAUGCAUUUGCUGUGCCCGAGAAUCGUAUGGGUGGGUACUACAACCACAUAACUUAUGUGAUGUUUGACAACGUUUUCUGGAAGGCAAUUGCAGGUCAGGUAAACCGUUGGCGGAAGAAGGAGCUGGGACUCAAAGCGACCAACUUGGACAGAAUGCAACAGAACAAGGUUCCAUUUCUGUACAACUUUUCCCCUUCGGUGGUGCCACCGCCUCUCGAUUUUCCUGAGUGGAUCCGCAUCACAGGUUACUGGUUUCUGAACGAGAUCUCAGAUUGGACUCCCCCUCCUGAGCUUUUGGAUUUCAUCAAACGAGCUCGUGCUGACGGUAAGAAACUUGUGUACAUUGGCUUUGGAUCUAUUGUGGUCUCUGACCCUGCUGGUUUAACAAAUACCGUCAUUGAGAGUGUUCAAAAGGCGGAUGUUCGGUGCAUUCUCUCCAAGGGAUGGUCAGAUCGGAUACCUGAUGCCUCUGGUAAAAAGACAAAGGAGAUUCCUCUACCGCCAUCAAUUCACCGAAUUAAUUCUGCCCCGCAUGACUGGCUAUUCUCGCAAAUUGAUGCUGCGGUACAUCACGGAGGAGCCGGAACCACGGGGGCAAGUCUUCGAGCCGGAAUUCCAACUGUCGUCAAACCGUUCUUUGGGGACCAGUUCUUCUUCGGUGGCCGAGUCGAGGACCUGGGUGUGGGUAUAUAUAUGAAGAUGCUCAAUGCCAGUGUUUUAGGCCGGUCAUUGUGGGAGGCUACGCAUAAUGAGCGAAUGAUUGUCAAGGCUCGUAACUUGGGUAUUCAGAUUCGCAACGAGGAUGGUGUUGCUACUGCUAUCCAGGCUAUCUACCGUGAUUUGGAAUACGCCAAAACGCUUGCACGACAACGCUCGAAUUUCUCAGCCACUCCUUUCUCUCCAACUCCAUCCGCUCAAGCAUCGCCAGAUCAUGCCGAUGAUGAUGACAUCGAUGAUAUCGAGGAGUGGACUUUUGUAGGUGAUGAAGUCGAUCUUUCAAAGCGAGUCCGUGAUCGAGCUGCCUCGGCCGCUUCGGAGAUCUAG
Messenger RNA from Penicillium malachiteum, 4038 nucleotides. RefSeq lists its product as uncharacterized. Gene Ontology annotation, molecular function: hexosyltransferase activity; UDP-glycosyltransferase activity. The record is from RefSeq and is a predicted model, not a curated record. Bases 1 to 4038 code for a protein of 1345 amino acids. The transcript is spliced from 3 exons. Lineage: Eukaryota; Fungi; Ascomycota; Eurotiomycetes; Eurotiales; Aspergillaceae. Gene Ontology annotation, biological process: carbohydrate metabolic process.